This is a messenger RNA of Pseudogymnoascus destructans, 1692 nucleotides long. RefSeq lists its product as uncharacterized. The transcript has a single exon. Bases 1 to 1692 code for a protein of 563 amino acids. Gene Ontology annotation, biological process: double-strand break repair via nonhomologous end joining. The record is from RefSeq and is a predicted model, not a curated record. Gene Ontology annotation, molecular function: DNA end binding. NCBI's taxonomy places the organism in Eukaryota, Fungi, Ascomycota, Leotiomycetes, Thelebolales, Thelebolaceae. Gene Ontology annotation, cellular component: nucleus; DNA ligase IV complex.
AUGGCUGUAUCAUGGCGCCCGUUUAUGAUAUCAGCGAUAGACUCCCGCAUGCCCCCUCUACUAAUUUCAACUAUCUUCACCGCGGACUCGUAUAAAAUAUACCUCACAGAUCUCGCCCAUCUUUGGUGCGAAGAUCUCGACCGGCGCUCUAUUUUGCGCCGAAGCAUCGCGGAAGACACAAACAUCGAUCCCAGCGAGGAUGCUGGCCAGCUCAAGCUCUUCCUGGAUAAAAUCUCGCUAGGUCUUGAGGGUGGGAAGGAUGUUGACCUACUCCUCGGCCUUGACAGUCAUGUGGGCAAGGAAAGUUCAACGGGGGCGAGAAACCUGGAAAUAAAUAUGAGCAUUGCUCUGCCCAAGCCGUUGCUGCCUCUGAACUGGACAGUAAGACUUUGUUCCUGCCCGCAAAGUGACUUUGCCACACAUUUCACCAUACCCCUGUUAUAUGCUCAGAAUGCCAGGCUCAAAGAGCUUGAUAGCCUGGUUGGCUUGCUCCGUGACAAAGACAACGUCAUCCAGAAGUUGGUUGACAAAUUGGAGGCAACGGGAGCAGAACUGGGGCAUCUUUUCCCUGGGGUUGCGGGUAAAGGCGGCAGGAAAAUCCCGAGAAGGGUAGUUGAGGAGAAGGUUAAGGGAUUGGAAGUAUUCGCACAAGAGCAGUGGCGUAACACCAUGCGGAAUGCUGAGGCUGAAGACGAACAUGCUGGUGUGAAAACCAUUAUUCAAGGUGCUUUCACUAAGAAUUCUCCUGUUGGCUCACUUGCCCAUGGUGCAGAACUCCCAUGCAGAUUUGAGAAAUGGUGGGAUCAGUUGAAAGAUGGGGCGAUACCUUUGUCGACACCAAAAGAUGGAGGGAAGAUCGCUGAUGCUGGUGCUGGUGCGGAGGAUGUUAAGGCUGAACCGACAGACGCAGAUAUGGAUACAACCGAAGAUGAAGGCACAGAAGGGCAGGCGGACGAUUUCCAAGUUGCGGCAACACCACCUUCAUCGUCACGUAAACCGACUCGGAAGCAAGAAUUAUCAGACGACGAUACGGACGAUUCGGAUGACCUCGGUGCAUCACAGUCGCAGCAACACGUCACGAUUCGUGACAGCUUCCCGGCACCAAAAGAGGAAGUACGCUCAGAAACAAAGAAGAUCGGGGCGAUCGGGGGGGCUGAAAAGGCCUCAAAAACAGCCACCAAGAUGAAGCCGGAAGCAGAGCCAGAGCCAGAUCCAGAGCCCGAACCUGUAGCAAGAGCCACGAGAAGCCACAAACAGGAUGAUGCCGAUGACGACGAAACCGAGACGGAGGACGAGGGCACGAAUGCUCCGUCUAAGCCCACUACGUCUCAAAAGAAAUCACCUCCAAAACCGGCCGCCAAAGCUGCGAAGAAAGGAGGUCUUGGGAAGAUCGGAGGGAAGAAGUCUGAUCCCCCGCCAGUUCCUGCGUCUCCAUCAAAGGAGGAUGCACCGGACACUCAAACAUCGGAGCCCCCACCAAAAGCCACGAAGUCCAGACUUGGCCGGAUAGGACACAAACCUCCCAAAGAAGAACCUGCCGCUGAUGAUGAGUCGAGAGGAAGGACGGAGGCGAAGGAAGAAGAGAAGCCGCGGGAAACGUCGGAAGAGAGGGCACAACGAAAGCGAGAGGAGUUGAAGCGACAGUUGGAGGAGAAAGCCAAGGCGCCUGCGAAAAAGAAGAGGAAGUUCUAA